CGCUUAACCCUAAGCACAAAAAAAAAAACCUUACUGUAAAUCUUGAGUUGAAAAAAAUAUCUAGUAUGGCAAAUCCAAAGGUUUUCUUUGACCUAACCAUCGGUGGGGCCCCUGCUGGUCGUGUUGUGAUGGAACUCUACGCCGACACAGUUCCCAAGACAGCUGAGAAUUUCCGUGCACUUUGCACCGGUGAGAAAGGUGUUGGAAAGAUGGGGAAACCUUUGCACUACAAGGGGUCAACUUUCCAUCGUGUGAUUCCAGGUUUCAUGUGUCAGGGUGGCGACUUUACUGCUGGAAACGGUACAGGUGGUGAGUCAAUCUAUGGUGCUAAAUUUGCUGAUGAGAACUUUGUAAGAAAGCAUACUGGACCUGGUGUGCUUUCUAUGGCUAAUGCUGGACCUGGGACUAAUGGUAGUCAGUUUUUUAUCUGUACUGCUAAGACUGAAUGGCUUGAUGGGAAACAUGUUGUGUUUGGUCAAGUUGUUGAAGGAUUUGAUGUGAUUAAGAAGGCUGAAGGUGUUGGAUCUAGCUCUGGAAGGUGCUCCAAGCCUGUUGUUGUUGCUGACUGUGGUCAACUUUCCUAGAUCUGAACGUUGAUGAUGAUCUAGUUUUAUUAUUAUCAGUCUUUGUCGUUUUUAAUUUUAAUCUAUCGUUACUGCUUUGUUUGGGUCGGGUCGGGUCGGGUCGAGGUCUAGGGUUGUGAUGUAAUUGGUUGUGGUUUUGCUUCUACCAGUUGAUGUUUAAUCUUAUGACUACAAUUAAAUAAGAUUAUAAUAGAUUUCCUGCUAA
Molecule: messenger RNA, 789 nt
Organism: Lycium barbarum (goji berry)
Lineage: Eukaryota; Viridiplantae; Streptophyta; Magnoliopsida; Solanales; Solanaceae
Product: peptidyl-prolyl cis-trans isomerase-like
Exons: 1
Coding region: 66-584 (172 amino acids)
Biological process (GO): protein peptidyl-prolyl isomerization; protein folding
Molecular function (GO): peptidyl-prolyl cis-trans isomerase activity
Source: RefSeq, a predicted model, not a curated record